Molecule: messenger RNA, 2642 nt
Organism: Dicentrarchus labrax (European seabass)
Lineage: Eukaryota; Metazoa; Chordata; Actinopteri; Moronidae
Gene: rpa1
Product: replication protein A1
Exons: 17
Coding region: 136-1938 (600 amino acids)
Biological process (GO): nucleotide-excision repair; meiotic cell cycle; DNA replication
Cellular component (GO): nucleus; DNA replication factor A complex
Molecular function (GO): damaged DNA binding; single-stranded telomeric DNA binding
Source: RefSeq, a predicted model, not a curated record
CUUCGCGCGUUUGUCCAAGCUGUUGGCGCCAACGACACAACUCACAGACUACUGUCAGCAGAAAGAAGUGUCGACUUUCCAGCUUCUAUUUCAAUAAAUUUGGCUUUUUUUGGGUCGCCAAAUCAUCUCACAGACAUGACGCAGCUCACAGAGGGUGCCAUUGAGGCUCUAUCAAAUGGCACCGGUUGUAACGACGCAGUGCUGCAGUUGGUGAAUAUCCGCAAGAUUGAGGGAGGAAAUGGUUCCCCUCGCUAUCGGGUGAUGAUGAGUGAUGGAAAGCACACUCUGUCCUCCUUCAUGCUCUCAACUCAGCUGAACUACAUGGCUGAGGAGAACAUAUUGGCCCCGAACUGCAUCUGUGUUCUGAAGAGGCAUGUGACUAAUAUACUAAAGGAUGGACGACGCGUUGUAAUUAUUUUGGAAAUUGAUGUCAUCGAGCCUGCCGGAGAGGUUGCUGGAAAAUUAGGCGACCCUACUCCUUACACCGAGGGUCAGAGCAAAGGCCCGCAGUCGGCGCCAGCCCCUGAAGUCCGCCCUCCACUACAGCCACAAAAUAGAAAUGAAGCAGUGAACAGAGGUUUCACUAAAGACUUUGGGAAGAAGGCCCCAUCUGCCAUGCCCAGUACUCCAGGGGGCAGCUCCAAAGUUGUGCCCAUUGCCAGCCUCAACCCCUACCAGUCCAAGUGGACCAUCCGUGCACGUGUAACCAACAAGAGCAGCAUCCGUACAUGGAGCAACUCCCGUGGUGAUGGUAAACUCUUCUCCAUGGAGAUUGUGGAUGAGAGUGGAGAGAUACGAGUGACUGGUUUCAACCAAGAGGUGGACAAGUUCUUCAGCCUUAUUGAGGUUGGCAAGGUCUACUAUGUCUCCAAGGGCUCACUGAAGAUUGCCAACAAGCAGUACACAUCAGUGAAGAAUGACUAUGAGAUGACGCUCAACGGAGAGUCCACCUUCAUCCCCUGUGAGGACAGCUGUGAUGUUCCCAUAGUGCAGUGUGACUUUGUCUCUAUCAGUGACCUAGAGAACAGAGACAAAGAUGCCAUUGUUGAUGUGAUUGGAGUUUGUAAGGGUGUGGAAGAAAUUACCCGCCUCACCACCAAGACCAACAGAGAAGUGUCCAAGAGGACGCUCAAUUUGAUGGACAUGUCUGGGAAGGUGGUGACUGUCACGCUGUGGGGAGAGGAAGCAGAAAAGUUUGAUGGCUCUGGACAACCCAUUGUAGCCAUUAAGGGGGCGAAGCUUUCAGACUUUGGAGGCCGGUCCCUCUCUGCAUCUUUCAGCAGCACCCUGAUGAUCAACCCAGACAUCCCUGAGGCAUAUAAGCUCAGAGGCUGGUAUGACAAGGAGGGUCAUGCCAUAGAUGGACAGUCUCUGACGGAGAUGAAAGGUGGCAGCGGGGGAGGAAACACCAACUGGAAGACUCUAUCUGAUGUUAAGACAGAGCACCUGGGACAUGGAGACAAGGCGGACUACUACACUUGCAUAGCUACCAUAGUGUACCUGCGCAAGGAAAACUGCCUAUACCAGGCCUGUCCCAGCCAAGACUGCAACAAGAAAGUCGUAGACCAACAGAAUGGCAUGUUCCGCUGUGAGAAGUGUGACAAAGAGUUCCCCAACUUCAAGUACCGCCUCAUCCUUUCUGCCAACAUUGCAGAUUACGCGGACAACCAGUGGGUGACUUGCUUCCAGGAAAGUGCAGAGGCCAUCCUGGGCCAGAAUGCAGCUUACCUGGGGCAGCUCAAGGACUCGAACGAAGCUGCCUUUGAUGAGGUCUUCCAACAAGCCAACUUCAACACUUUUGUCUUCCGCAGCAGAGUGAAGCUAGAAACGUAUAACGACGAAUCCAGGAUCAAGGCUACAGUGAUGGAUGUGAAGCCCGUUGAUCAUAAGGACUACAGCAAGAGGUUGAUCAUGAACAUAAGGAAACUGUCUGCCUAGUAGCAACUUGUGACAAAGUAUUGUUUUUUGCUUGCCUUUGCAAGAUUCCCUUUGUUUCUGUACAGCCAACAAACAGCUCUAAACGUAUGAAAAUGUUUUGCCUACAAGGUGAUUGUUUUGUUUUUUUCAUCUUCCUGUGAAUGAGUAAUCCCAUAUGUACUUGCAAAUGUUGACCUUUCUUUUGAAGAAUAAUGUUUGGUGACCUAAUUCUGACUACUUUUUUUGUGGUUAACGUAAUAGACAAUGGUUUUCACCUUACUCUUUUGUUACUCGGGGAAGCAGAGAAGACAGUGGGUCAGGUCAGUAAGCCACAGAAGAAAUCAUCACUGUCUGCCUUAAGUCAGCCAGUUGUUCCAGCAUGUACUGUGGUCAUGCGGGGGUGGUGGCUGCUUUCAGCAGAGGACCAGCACAGUGCUAGCACUCAAAAUGGCUGGGCUGGACCUGCACAUCCCUGAUAAGACCGUUUACUCUCCCACUCUCUUUUUCUCCCCUCCGUCUCCUACAUACUUGCAAACAUAAGCACAUAUACACAUGCACAGUACAGACUUAAUGGGAAAUGUACUGCAUUCUAUUUAAGUGGAUACAAGGUGUUGUCCAUAUUUUCAAUGCCUGUUAGUGUAUGUGUGUUCUAUAUUUCUGUAGUUCUGUCUUUUUAUUUUUGUUUUGAUGAUUAACUCUGAAAAUAAAUGUUUGUAAUCAACUUA